GUGUUGAGGACCUUUGGUCAAUGGAAUAACACGGCGAGAUGUUUGAGCCGAACCCAAGCGUGGAAGUCUCCUUUCUCUUCGGCUGCUGAACUCCAGACGCAUUUCUGCCUGCUGCAGUUUCGUUUGGGCUUGUGAUCAGCAGAUGCAUCUGAACCACAACCAGAAGCUACUGUUCAUGGCUACACAAUGAAAGCCCAAUUACAGAUAACAGUUUUGUCGGCUAAGCUGAAAGAGAACAAGAAGAACUGGUUCAGGCCUAGUCCGUAUGUGGAAGUAGCUGUAGAUGGUCAGUCAAAGAAAACAGAGAAGUGCACCAACACACACAGACCCAAAUGGAAGCAAUCACUCACAGUAAUUGUUACCCCGUUCAGCAAGUUAAUUUUCCGCGUCUGGAGUCAUCAAACUCUCAAAGCAGAUAUACUGUUGGGAAUGGCAACUUUAGAAGUCAGUGAGACCCUCAAAUCCAAUGACAUGAAGAUCCACGAGGUGAUACGGACUCUCCCUCUGAGUGCAGACACGGACAGCAGUGACUUGGUGGGAGAUCUGUCUGUGUGUCUGGAUGGAAUGCAGGUGGAUCCUGAAACAUUUGCUUCAGAGGAACAGAAGCUCAAUGAUCUAGCAAAUAGGGACUCUAAGCAAGAUACUGGAGGAAGAUCGAGUCGAGAUUCCUCACCCUCCAGUGAUAUUGCCGAUGAUACUUCUCUGCCCAAUGGUCAUGCUGUGGGAAGUACAGAGUCUCCCUCAACUUCCACAGGAGCUCUGCGACCUCCAAGGCCCCCCAGACCCCAGAGACCACCUCCUUCCUCCCACCAAAGACCAAACUCCUCCACAGCUUCCUCUACUGGCUCUACUCCAACUCAUGGCAGUCGUGGUCCAAGUCCAGACUCAUCCCCGCGCCCAUGUGUGAAUGGAGAGGCGGCAAACCAGGGAUCAAACUCGGGUUCAGGGUCGGCUCUGACAGUAAGCCCCACUCCCCGCCAAGUGUCCCCCAUCAACAACGGCCCCCUUCCUCCUGGCUGGGAACAGAGAGUGGAUCAGAAUGGUCGUAUCUACUAUGUGGAUCACAUUGAGAAAAAGACCACCUGGGAGAGGCCUGAUCCUUUGCCUCCGGGCUGGGAGCGUCGUGUGGACACGAUGGGCAGAGUGUAUUAUGUGGAUCACAUUAGCCGGAGCACGACAUGGCAGCGGCCCACUGCAGAGUCCGUGAGGAAUUAUGAGGAGUGGCAGAGCCAGCAGAACCAGUUACAGGGAGCCAUGCAACAGUUCAACCAGAGAUUUAUUUUCGGGCUACAGGAUCAGCUAGGGCCAACUCCUAAUAAAGAGUUCGAUCCACUGGGUCCUUUACCACAGGGCUGGGAAAAACGAACUGAUGCAAACGGGAGAAUGUAUUUUGUUCAUCAUCCUACACGGACAACACAGUGGGAGGAUCCUCGUACUCAAGGGUUGCUGAAUGAAAAGCCCCUGCCAGAAGGUUGGGAGAUGAGGUUCACUGUGGAUGGGAUUCCAUAUUUUGUUGACCACAACAGGAGAGCGACCACCUACAUUGACCCCCGCACAGGCAAAUCGUCUCUUGAAAAUGGACCUCAGAUUACUUAUGUGCGCGACUUUAAAGCCAAGGUGCACUAUUUCCGCUUCUGGUGUCAGCAACUAGCAAUGCAGCAGCACAUCAAAAUUCACGUCAGUCGCAAGACACUAUUUGAGGAUUCGUUUCAGCAGAUCAUGAGCUUCCACCCGCAAGAUCUGAGGCGCAGAUUAUGGAUCAUCUUUCCAGGAGAGGAGGGAUUGGACUAUGGAGGAGUAGCUAGGGAAUGGUUUUUCCUGUUGUCUCAUGAAGUUUUAAACCCCAUGUACUGUCUUUUUGAAUAUGCGGGUAAAGACAACUACUGUCUGCAGAUCAACCCUGCCUCAUCCAUCAACCCAGACCACCUCAAAUAUUUCAAGUUCAUUGGAAGAUUUAUUGCCAUGGCUCUGUUUCAUGGCAAAUUCAUAGACACCGGCUUCUCUCUGCCCUUUUAUAAGCGGAUCUUGAACAAGCCUCUGGCUCUGAAAGACCUGGAAUCCAUUGACCCUGAGUUCUACAACUCCCUAAUCUGGAUCAAGGAGAAUAACCUGGAGGAGUGUGGGCUGGAGAUGUAUUUCUCAGUGGAUAAGGAGAUCUUGGGUGAGAUCACUACUCAUGAGCUGAAGCCAGACGGAGGAAACAUUCUCGUAACAGAGGAAAAUAAGGAAGAAUAUAUCAGGAUGGUGGCAGAGUGGAGAUUAUCCAGGGGGGUUGAGGAACAGACUCAAGCUUUCUUUGAAGGUUUUAAUGAAGUCUUGCCUCAGCAGUACCUGCAGUACUUCGAUGCCAAAGAGCUGGAGGUGAUGCUGUGUGGAAUGCAGGAGAUCGAUCUUUCAGACUGGCAGAAGAACACAAUCUACAGACACUAUGCUCGUAGCAGCAAGCAGAUCGUCUGGUUCUGGCAGCUCAUGAAAGAAAUGGACAACGAGAAGAGGAUGCGUUUGCUACAGUUUGUGACUGGUACUUGCAGGCUUCCUGUUGGGGGGUUUGCUGACCUCAUGGGGAGCAAUGGGCCGCAGAAGUUCUGCAUUGAGAAAGUGGGAAAAGAAAACUGGCUUCCACGGAGCCACACAUGUUUCAACCGUUUGGAUCUGCCUCCCUAUAAGAGCUACGAGCAGCUCAAAGAAAAGUUGAUGUUUGCUAUCGAGGAGACGGAAGGCUUUGGCCAAGAAUGAUGCAUACAUCCGCACCCCUGCAUGUCCUUUUGCACGUCUCCUUAGCAGCAGUUGACCAUUCAGACUCAUCUAAGAGAAUGCUGAUGAACGAAUGAGAGAGCGAGAGAGCGCAAGAUGACGUGAGAGCAUCAUUCCUUCAUCACAUCAACCAGGCUCACAUGUUCCCUCUGAUUUAAGAUGCGUUCGAAAUUUCACUCUUUUGCGGUAAUGCUGCCUUUUGUUUCAUUCAAGUCAUCUAUGCACCAGAAUGCCUGGGCUUAAAUAAACAUAAAUAAACCCCACUUAUGACACACGCACGCACACAAACACACACCCACAGUACAGGCUCUGCACCCUGGUUGACUGGAUUCACAAUUAGGAGUUUACUAGACUAUUUUCCUAUUUAGUUUUGAACCUUAUACAUGCCUUGUUAACAGUUGGGCACAUUUUUCUGGCAGCACUUAUAGCUCGACCGCAUGCAUGAAUAUUUCAUUUCAUUUUAGGUAACUGUCCAGAUCUGCAGAGUUUUAGAAUCUCAUUCAGAAAGUUUUCACACUGAUAAAGUGCUUUGAGAUAUGAGAAAUUUACCUGAGGGUAUGAGAGUCAAUAAGCAUAUAAAGCAUCGGGUUAUUAAAUAAAUCUCUGAGGAAAAACCUGGAGCGCAUCAUCAUCUACUUUUCAUCUCCAGCUCAGUGGAACCAUUCCCAUUUUAGAAAUGGGUGCAUGCUUUUGGUGUACGUUAAGCCAUCUGAUUCCUGAACCUUAAUAACCCUAAUGUGAAAGCAGUUAUUAUUGGUCCAAGUUUGUUUUUCCCAUCUUUUUAAAUGAUAUACAAAUCCCACAUAUUUUCUGAAAAUCUUUUCGAAAGUGAGCGAGGCAGAAGAUGCAUAAAGCAUAUUUUAAUACUAGCACAGACAUCAUCAAGGUAAACUGACUUCUAAUUCUGGUUGAUGUGAUUAUGCUUUGAUCUGGGAAAGAAAAAAAAAUUUAACCAAAAAAAACAAAAGGUUAAGGUGCACCUUAAAUGCAUUUAAUAUCCAUUUCAAAAAUCCAUUUUUUCCCCCUUUGUUGUCAAGGCCCUGAAAUGUUCUGAAUUGAGAUGAUUUUCAUUAGAUGCAAGUCUGACCAUGCACUUGUCACUUUCUAGUUUUCUGAGCAGGUUUAGAUUUCUCCAGAACUUCUCCAGAAAAGCUCUAUCCCUUUAAAGACUCUGCCACGUUUUAAUAUAAGAAUCAAACAUUGAAUACAUUCACCAGUACUGAUAUUGCUUGGGCAUUUCAGGUCUCCAACUGCUAAAAGGUGCUUCAUUUUCAUUUCUGUUGGUUUCUUUUUUUUUUAAAAAUAAUUGAUGGGGUGUUUGCUUUAGCAAGUAGAAUUAUCGAAGCAAUGUUGUGUAUUUAAUCUGCUAUGUUAAUAUACAAUUUGAAAAGAAAAUUCUAGCAUCCUAGUUUUGAAAAGAAUAGCGAGGUAUCUGCUGUUACCAUAGAGUCCGAUUACAUCUUGUUGGGGAAAACAAACACAUUUUUCGUAGUAAGAUUAGCAUAUCCCUGAACCAAACCACUCCACUCUCGAAACUGUGAGCCUUUGUCAUUAAUGUGGAUGUGGUAGUAGUUUUUUUUUUAUUAUUAUUCAUAAAACUAACAGAUAUGCCUGAAUUGGUCAGGCGUAUUGAUUUUAUUUCCAUGUAUCAGCACAAUAAUAAAGCAGAUGAAUGCACUGCAGUUUGAAUUAGUUGUCUGGUUUUAAAAAAGAAAGAAAGAAGUGAACAGAUCUGCAAUCUGUUUUGUUUUCUAAUUACUGAAUUAUCUUUCCUGAUAUGGAAUUGAUGCAAAAUUGUAAUACCAUGUUGUGAUGUGAAGUGAGAUGGAUUCCAAUGCUGAACAUUAAAUGGAUGGAGUUAUCUUUAUUUCUGUGAAAUCUAUAAUUUAUUUUGUGAAACGUAGUGGUUCUCAUUUUUCAAAGAGCUUCAAUGUCAGGAAGUGUUUGUGCACCACUGUUUUGAGAGUAUCGUUUCAACUUACAGACAACACAAUGCACACCAGACAUAACAGAGUACUCCGUACUUGAUCUUGAUUUCAAAACCAUGUAGCCGAAAUGAAUCUACAUAUCAAUACUGAGAUCAUCCACCGACUUGUUCUAUUGAUUGCUAAUGCAGCUCUAAGCGCUUCAACAGAAGAUUUAUCAGCAAAUCGCAGUCGAUAUUUUGUUUCCGAUGCCCAUCAUCCUCCACCCCACCCCUGUAAUGUGCUCAUGACUUAACCAUUUGUAGGUAAGCAGAAAGUUUCAGACUUUCAUCUCUUUAUUUUCUUAUCUAACAAAGACAUUGUAAAUCUUGUAACAUUUAGCUUAUCUUUUAAUAAGUGGGGUUUAAUGUUAUUUUGAACGAAUUUUAUUUUUCUUAUGUGGAUGUGUACAGUUGGUUGAUUCUUGUCGAAAUAUUCUGAACUGAAGAAAUAAAUAUAUAAUGCAUUA
Messenger RNA from Silurus meridionalis, 5187 nucleotides. It is a transcript of the gene itcha, whose product is annotated as itchy E3 ubiquitin protein ligase a. Gene Ontology annotation, molecular function: ubiquitin protein ligase activity; protein binding. NCBI's taxonomy places the organism in Eukaryota, Metazoa, Chordata, Actinopteri, Siluriformes, Siluridae. The record is from RefSeq and is a predicted model, not a curated record. Gene Ontology annotation, biological process: ubiquitin-dependent protein catabolic process; protein K48-linked ubiquitination; protein K63-linked ubiquitination. Bases 187 to 2736 code for a protein of 849 amino acids. The transcript has 25 exons.